AUGCCCAAGGCAUCGGGUCUGCUCAGCACGGUCGCCCCAGUGGCCCGCAACGGGCUCCGCCGAUCGCAGCAGCUGGCGCGCCGCCUGAACGCAGGCGUCGCCGCCGCGGGCCGCCACUCGCUCCGCAUGCUGAGCAGUGCCUGGGCGCCGCCGGCGCCGGCCGCGGCGGCCGCUGCGGCGGCGGCAUCUGCAGGGGCGGUGGCCGCGGAUGACGACCGUGACUUAGUUUGCGACCUCGACUGGAAGGCGUCCCUCACGUUCGCCCAGGAGGUGAUCUGCUGGCACACCGCCGGCGCAGUCUGCUGUGUCGCGUAUGCGCUGACCGCGCCGGCGGCGCUGAGCAUCCCGUACGGCACGUGCAUCGGGCUGCUGUUUGGGCUGCUGCUCGUCUUCAUGCGGUCGUCCAUGAAGGAGGUGCUGUACAAGGUGAGGCCGAGGGCGCAAUCUUCAGUUCAAGAGGGCGCGAUUUGA
Messenger RNA from Monoraphidium neglectum, 471 nucleotides. RefSeq lists its product as hypothetical. Bases 1 to 471 code for a protein of 156 amino acids. The record is from RefSeq and is a predicted model, not a curated record. The transcript has a single exon. Lineage: Eukaryota; Viridiplantae; Chlorophyta; Chlorophyceae; Sphaeropleales; Selenastraceae.